Helobdella robusta is the source of this 300-nucleotide messenger RNA. RefSeq lists its product as hypothetical. The annotation marks the transcript as partial. The transcript has a single exon. The record is from RefSeq and is a predicted model, not a curated record. Lineage: Eukaryota; Metazoa; Annelida; Clitellata; Rhynchobdellida; Glossiphoniidae.
GACAACAAACAACAUGUUGACAACAAGCAACAGGUUGACAACCAACAACAUGUCGACAACAAACAACAUGUUGACGACAAACAAUAUGUUGAAAACAAACAACAUGUUGACGACAAACAACAUGUUGACAACCAACAACAUGUUGACAACCAACAACAUGUUGACAACAAACAGCAUGUUGACAACAAACAACAUGUCGACAACAAACAACAUGUUGACAACCAACAACAUGUCGACAACAAACAACUUGUUGACAACCAACAACAUGUCGACAACAAACAACAUGUUGACGACAAACAA